This is a messenger RNA of Staurois parvus, 330 nucleotides long. NCBI's taxonomy places the organism in Eukaryota, Metazoa, Chordata, Amphibia, Anura, Ranidae. The record is from the annotation of a GenBank genome assembly.
CCAGCAGUGCCACCCGCAAGCUCCGCCCACCUGUGCCCAGCAGUAUCACCCACCUGUGCCCAGCAGUGCACCCACCUGUGCCACUCUGCAGUGUCACACACCUGUGUCCAGAAGUGCCACCCACCUGUGCCCAGCAGUGCCACCCACCUGUGCCCACCCACCUGUGCCCACCCACCAGUGCCACCCACCAGUGCUGCCAGUCAGUGCCACCAGUCAGUGCCCAGGGGUUGUGCCAGUCAGUGCCGCCAGUCAGUGCCCAGCAGUGAUGCCAGUCAGUGCCGUCUAUCAGUACCCAUCAUCAGUGCCGCCUAUCAGUGCUGCAUAUUAGUG